CUGACUAGAGUGCCUGUUCCUGUUCCCCUUCCCAAACACCAUAAGCAGUCCUUUGGUUUAGGGUUUUGGCGCUUUCUCUCUCUCUAAACAACAUGGACCCUUCCAAGAAGCGCAAGAUCGAAGAGAACGGCGGUCCUUUCGCCGCUAGCGUUCUUACCCCAGACGACGCCCGUAAAAUAAUCGAAGACUUCACCAAAGAGCAGCUACUCGACAUCCUUAAAAUCGCCGCCGUCCACCACCCCGACGUACUCGACACCGUCCGCUCCAUUGCCGACGCCGACCCUUCGAAGCGAAAGCUCUUCGUGCGCGGCCUAGGCGGCGACACCACCACCGAGAAGCUUCGCAACGUCUUCUCCUCCUACGGCGAGCUUGAAGAGGCCAUCGUCAUCACAGACAAGAACACCGGCAAAUCCAAGGGCUACGGCUUCGUCACGUUCAGACACAUCGACGGCGCAUCUCUUGCCCUAAAGGAUCCAAGCAAGAGAAUAGACGGUCGAAUGACGGUGACGCAGCUCGCUUCGUUGGGGCAGUCGGGUGCCAAUGCGGGUAAUGCUGUGGAUGUCUCAUUGCGAAAGAUUUAUGUUGGGAAUAUCCCGUUUGAGAUUUCGUCAGAGAGAUUGUUGGAUCAAUUUGCUAUGUACGGAGAGAUUGAAGAAGGGCCGUUAGGGUUUGAUAAGCAGCCGGGAAAAGCAAGAGGCUUUGCUUUUUUUGUUUAUAGGACCGAAGAAGGGGCGAGAGCUUCUCUCAUCGAUCCGAUGAAGGUGAUUCAUGGUCACCAGGUGACGUGUAAACUGGCAGUAGAUGGAAAGAAGGGGAAGUCAGGUGCUCCCAGUGUGGGUGGUGUUGGAGGUGGGAUGCCUGGAGAUGUUGGUGGUGGUGAUAGACUUGGUGUGCCGCCUCCUGGCUCGAUGCCCGGUUUGCUGAAUUCGAAUUAUGGUAUGCCAGGUGGAUUAUCUUCCUAUGGAGGGUAUGCCGGUGGGCAGCCGGCACUGGCCCAUCAAAACCCCCAUUUGAAUUCUCCUAUGCCUUCAUCAAUUGGUGGUCAAGGAUUUGGGAACCAGGGGCAGAUGAUGAGUACUGGUGGUGGAUAUGGUGGUGGUCUGGCUAAUUCAUAUGGUGGUUCACAUUUUGGUGGCUCUGCUUCGGGUGACUAUGGUGGGCUGAACAAUACUGGCUCUGCUAUGAGUUCUAUGUACAGGUUGCCCCCAAGUUCCAUUGGAAUGCCUUCUGGGGGUUACCAAGAUAGUGGAAAUUACGGGUCAUCAUCUUCUGCUUAUCCAACACAGCUGCAACAACCGGCCCCAGGACCUAGGGUUCCAACCGGAGGGAUGUACCAAGGCAUGCCACCCUAUUACUGAGGUGCAUGAGAGCUCCUUCGGCGCAAAUGCUUAAAUGGUUGUGGUGAUUUCUUGAUUGCAGUCAAUGAAUCUUUGGUUGAUAAAAUGGGCUACCGUACAUUUGUUGCUGCUUCACUGUAACUUGCCCCUCUCAGUUGUGGUUUUUGUGACAGCUGUUAGUUAAAUUCGCUAGAUUUGGUCUAGAGUCGAUAUUCAGCUCUUAAAAGGAUGGUCCUAUCUUGAUAAAUUGGAUUGCUAAAUGCCUUACCUUCUACUUUGUCAAUUAAUAUAAUUAAUUAAUAUAAUUACUUGUACUUAGCAAUUA
Cornus florida is the source of this 1662-nucleotide messenger RNA. RefSeq names its product UBP1-associated protein 2C-like. The transcript is spliced from 2 exons. The record is from RefSeq and is a predicted model, not a curated record. Lineage: Eukaryota; Viridiplantae; Streptophyta; Magnoliopsida; Cornales; Cornaceae. Gene Ontology annotation, molecular function: RNA binding. Bases 93 to 1358 code for a protein of 421 amino acids.